Fraxinus pennsylvanica is the source of this 519-nucleotide messenger RNA. NCBI's taxonomy places the organism in Eukaryota, Viridiplantae, Streptophyta, Magnoliopsida, Lamiales, Oleaceae. The record is from the annotation of a GenBank genome assembly.
AUGACGUUUUCAAGCGGAUCUAUCAGUUGGAGGAGAAAAGUUCAGACAGAUAUUCAAGGUGUUAUAUCUAAGAUCAAUCCAGAAGUUCUGAAAACUGUGAUAGCAAAUGGCUCCUUUAGUCUUAAUAAAUCGGUUUCUGUUCCUUGUACGCCAAAGGAAGAUCCUACUGUCUUUCCUCCAUUGCCACUUCAUGAUUUCAACCUUAGGCAAAGUUGUGAGCCUAAAAGAAGCGCCGAAACUGCUCCCAUGACUAUUUUCUACAAUGGGAUGGUCGCUGUUGUUGAUGUUUCUCCACAUAAGGCUCAGGACAUUCUCCUACUUGCUGAGGAAGGAAUCCAAAAACCUGCUGAAUCCUCGGAUUCUAAAGUAACGGGCACUUCAUCUGACCAAAGGAAUAUAUUGGGAACGCUGAAUGGAGACUUUCCUAUAGCAAGGAGGAAGUCUUUGCAGAGGUUUCUAGUGAAGAGAAAAGAGAGGUCAAAGGUGUUGGAACCAUACGGAUGUUCAAACAAGCGCUAA